GGGAAGAGCUUAUAGAGAAGAGUCACUCCCUCUGCGCUUCCCAGAGGAAGAGGGACACAGACGCUACUGCUCUCCUCCUGAGUGCGAGGUGGAUGUCCCCAGAGCUCCAGGACUGGGUGCAUCCUCCCGCCAUGGCCACCACCGCCUCCCCUCUGCCGCCCACCACCAAGGUGGCCAGUUCCGAGAACAGCAGCUCCUUCUAUGACUAUGAGUACUACCUGGAGGACCUGAUCUUCAUGGUGUGCAGAAAGGACGAGGUGCUGUCAUUCGGCAGAGUCUUUCUGCCUCUCUUCUACAGCCUGAUCUUUGUGCUGGGCCUGGUUGGGAACCUCCUCCUCCUAGCGGUCUUGCUCCGGUUUGUGCCUCGAAGACGGAUGACCGAGACCUAUCUGCUGAACCUGGCCAUCUCCAACCUCCUGUUUGUGGUGACGCUGCCCUUCUGGGGCAUCUCUGUGGCGUGGCAUUGGGUCUUUGGGAGCUUCUUAUGCAAGGCGGUGAGCACCCUCUAUACCAUGAACUUCUACAGUGGCAUCUUCUUCAUCAGCUGCAUGAGCCUGGACAAGUACCUGGAGAUUGUCUGCGCUCGGCCCUACCACCGACUGAGGACCCGAGCCAAGAGCCUGCUGCUUGCAGCCACUGUGUGGGCUGUGGCCCUGGCUGUCUCCAUUCCUGACAUGGUCUUUGUGAGGACGCAUGAGAACUCCCCCGGCGUGUGGGACUGCUAUGCGGAUUAUGGGGGACAUGGGACCGUCUGGAAGCUCUUCCUGCGCUUCCAGCAGAACCUCCUGGGGUUCCUCCUCCCCCUCCUUGCCAUGAUCUUCUUCUACUCCCGCAUUGGCUCUGUGCUGGUCAGCCUGAGGCCCCCGGGCCAGAGCCGGGCCCUGAGGAUGGCCAUAGCCCUGGUGGUGGCCUUCUUUGUGCUGUGGUUCCCAUACAACCUCACCUUGUUUCUGCACUCGCUGCUGGACCUGCAGGUCUUUGGGGACUGCGGGCUCAGCCAGCGCCUGGACUAUGCACUGCAGGUGACGGAGAGCGUCGCCUUCCUGCACUGCUGCUUCACCCCCGUCCUCUACGCCUUCUCCAGCCGCCGCUUCCGCCAGUACCUCAAGGCUUUCCUGGCCACUGUGCUCAGAAGGCAACAGGCCCUGCCGUCCAGCUAUUCUGAGAGCAGCAGGCUCACUGCCCAGGAAGAUGUAAUGGGCAUGAGUGACCUCGGGGAGAGGCAGGCUGAGAGCUCCCCCGACAAGGCUCUAGAUCUCUAGCGGACUGCUGGGACUUGAUUGCUAGUCCUGGGGUAUACUUGCUGUUGGUCCUUGCAAUUGUUACUCCCCCUCCCUGAGCCUCAGUUCAUCAUUUGUAAAAUGGAAAUAAUAAUAGUACUUGUCUCAAAAAGUC
Molecule: messenger RNA, 1395 nt
Organism: Dama dama (fallow deer)
Lineage: Eukaryota; Metazoa; Chordata; Mammalia; Artiodactyla; Cervidae
Gene: ACKR2
Product: atypical chemokine receptor 2
Exons: 2
Coding region: 93-1262 (389 amino acids)
Biological process (GO): G protein-coupled receptor signaling pathway; immune response; chemotaxis
Cellular component (GO): membrane
Molecular function (GO): chemokine receptor activity
Source: RefSeq, a predicted model, not a curated record